UUUGCGCACUUCCGUACCUCUACAUCCUCUACUCAUUCGUCACUAGGUCAUCAUGGCGGUUUUUCUCUCUCAUUAACAUUCAUCUGUAAAAAUCUUCAUAUAUCCUUAGCCGGGUCCUUAAGUCGAAUUCAUUUUAUCUCAUAACAGGGUGUGUGUACGAGACAGAGAUGGGAUCAAAACUCACCGACCUGGCUGACCUGACACCAUCAGCAGAUUUUGCAUUGAAUUCAUUUCUGAUAGGGAUAAGUGAUGAAUUGGAAGAAAGUGAUUUGGAGAAACUAAAAUUUCUCUGUAAAGGAAAAUAUGGGAUUGGAAAAGCAAGACUUGAAAAAGUGAAAUCUGCAUUAGAUUUAUUUGACAUUCUACGUGAAAAACUGUUGCUGAAUGAAAACAACAUUAUUACACUACAAUCUAUGCUUUGGAUUUUACCAAGAAGAGAUCUUCAAAAGAGAUAUGUAGAAUUUGCAGAAUCGCUAGGAUCGAGUAUUCAUUUUGUUGCUCCAAGAGAAACACCAGAAAAUGGUUACAAGCACCUAAAGUUUCAUAUACGUGGAAGAGACCUGAACACAUACGGAAGAUCAGAACUGGACAGGCUUCGGUCAAUGAUAUCCGGUCUUCUUCUGGUACCACAGGAAUUUGUCAUCAUUACAGGAAUCGAACCCUCAAACAGUUUGAUGAUAACAGUAAUGGUGCCGGAGGAAUUUGCUGUCAAUUUGUUUUCUUCACCUCCUGAAAGAUUGGUCAUGUUGAAUGAUGUAUCUGUCAGCCAUAUAGAGAUGGGAGACAGUUUUAUCUUCGUCCAAGAGAAUGGAGAGACUAAAUCACCAACGUUUAUCAACGAUAAAAUGGAUGAAGAGACGCGGAAUUUAAUGCUCAGACAAAAUCAAAUGGAAAAAGAGUUAGAAAAUGCACACAAUAAAGUAGCCACGCUGACUGAAACUAUAGCUUCUAUGAAAAGGGGUGAUGGAUCUCAAUGGAUAUCAUAUUUUCUGAUUGUUCUCAUCCAACAAUACCACGAUAUAUACGAAAACGUCAUGAAAGUAAGAAAACUCAUAGAAGAAAGUGCCUUAGAUCCAGUUGACAGUCUGCAAAAACUUUGUGUAUUCAAGCACUUCCGAUAUCAGUUAGAAAAAGUUCGACAAUGUGGAUAUGAUGAAAAUCUCAUCUAUAGUUUGCUCGAUGCCCAAGCAUUGGUUUUCCGAUGGCAAAAGCAUGAAAACUUAGAUAUUCAAAUAGCAGAUCUUCAGAAUGCCAAUAAAGAUCUUGAAAGGAAACUUUGCCUUGUAUCUUGGGAAAGAGAAAAACUUGCAUAUUAUCACAGUAUUGGUGUUAAAGAUAGGGUAAUGUCAGCACGAGAUGAAUUUUUCCUAAGGGCUAUAUUGCAAAAUAUACCUCUGAAGAUUGAACAGAGAACCAACGUAGAAAUCCCGGAAGAGUGUGUGGAAUACGUAUUCAGGCGUUUCGAUGAAGAUAUAUCCAAAGAUGAUUUGAAAAUUCUUUUGGAAAAAUUCAACAUAUCUGGAAAAUCGAGACGCUAUGCUGCCUUAUCAGGCUAUCGGUAUUUGAAAACUGCUUUUGAUGCUCAGCGUGCGCAUGGUAUAAAUGUUGAAUUGAGUAAGUACGGUGUUUUCUUUUAUAUUCAAAAUUUGAAGAAGGUUGAUAUGAAGAAAUUAAAUAUAGAAAUAUUAUUUUCAGGAACAUUUGUGCAACAUUUCUUGUCAGGCCCUUUACAAAAGAAUGAACUGUUGGAGAAGUUAGAAGGUUAUGUUCGUGAUUUUUUUGUAAAUGCCCAAGCCCAAGCCCAAACGAACGCAGGUGGUUCCAGAAAGACAGAGAGACGAAAACCGCAAACAUAUGUCAUUCGCAAGGGGAACAAGAAGCCUGCGAUGGCCCGUUCACAGUCCCGAGUUGGGAAUGAUUCACCCGGAGAAAAACAAAAUUACCAAGAAAUGAAGGAAAUGUUGUCCGAUAUACAGAACAUGCUAAAAAAGCAGCAGUCUAGUCAACCCAUGGCAAUGAACAAAAACGCCGCCUUAGACGAAUACAGAGCAUUGUUUGAUUCAUCCAAAAUGUUACCAACAUUCACCGACAAAUCACAUGAUCCUUACCGCAGAUUUCAUGUAGAAUAACCUUAAUUUUUAUGGAAGAUACGUUGAAACAUUUUGAGAUAUUCAUGAAUUCUGGAAAGAUAAGAAACGCUUUAUAACAGACAACUACCAAUUUUAAAACAACCACAGGCCAUCUUUACGUAUACUGAAUGAUACGUGCUGAAAACAGAUGUAUUUAUGAUCGACUAAAUACUAAUGAUUGCUUAUAUCACUUAAUGAAUCAUUACAUGUACCACAAAUAUCAUCUUUAAAUUGGAAAAACAUAAAAAUGCAUUUUCUCUGAGGAAACAUCACGAACAUACAGUUAGCAUGCUAUUCAUAACAAUUGCAACCAAUUUAUGGCAAAGAAGUACAUACAUGUACCUACCUAUGCAUCGAUAUUUUGUUUUUGUAACACGUAUCUUUGAGACAUCACAGCAGCAGGAAUGAAUUUUGUCUUCAGUAUGAUUAGAAAUGUAUUCGAUACCAUUAGAUAUCUGCUCUCGAGCCUCUUUAAUUUUAAUUAUAAUUUCCCAUUUUUACCGUGUUGCAAGUGUUUUAUUUCGAUGAGCACCAGUAAGUAUGAUCAACAAAGUGCAGGAAAAUAUCGAUUCUUUUGAAAGACAUUUAUAAUGUGUAGAUUGAUUGAUUGAUUGAUUUUUUCCGCCACACUCAACGAUUUUCAAGUUAUUUAGUGGCGCCUGGUUUUUAUUGGUGGAAGAGAGAACCCAGCUACAAUGUACCUGGGAAGAGACCACCGACCUUCCGAAAAUUUAAUUGUUAUUGCAGAAUACAUUCUUAAACUACGUACCGAAUUUUGCAAUUUUACUCAAACAUGUUUGAAAAGCAAUGGCAAAAGGAUUUAAUCACGUAGGCACCAGUUUUGAAAACUUCAAUUCUACAUCUUUUGAAGUUUUUUUUUUUUUAAAUUCCGUUUCCAAGAAUAUGAGCUGUCAUGAGCCACCUGUAUUUAAUUUUUUACAUAAAAAGAUGAAAAUAACGAA
Molecule: messenger RNA, 3091 nt
Organism: Ostrea edulis (European flat oyster)
Lineage: Eukaryota; Metazoa; Mollusca; Bivalvia; Ostreida; Ostreidae
Exons: 6
Coding region: 168-2129 (653 amino acids)
Biological process (GO): regulation of apoptotic process
Molecular function (GO): protein binding
Source: RefSeq, a predicted model, not a curated record